CGGGAGCAAGGCCGAAGGUGUUGGGGGCGCGUUGGGUAGAGCCACCCUCCUCCCCUGCGGUUUAGGCAGCAUUACCAAAUGGGAGGAAGCGGCUCUGGGUGGGUGCGGUGACCUAUGUGAACCGAGCUACGGGGCCGGGACGCGCCUGAAAGACUUGGGAGUAUACCGGGAAAGGCCGGGGGCGCGCCUUCCUCUGAUCUCCUGGGCCUGGCACCGAGCGGAAAUUGGGAAGUGACGGGCACAAGCCGGAUCGUGGAGCGGGGAAGAUUUCGCCACUUCCCUACUUACUCUCCAGACGUCGGUCAGAGCAAGGGAAGAGGGAAAAGGUGGGGGCUGAUGCCCCAAGGCCACCCUCAUGUUCCCUCCCGAUGAAUGCUCCCGAGCGGAAGGUAACGGGGCCCUUGGACGUUUCUCGGGCUGGGAUAUUUUAGUAUUGUGUGGUAUGGGUCCACUCACGGGUACAGUUACUCGUGGGUGCAGAAGGGACCCCUUCCGAACCAUUUUGGCCUUUCAGUGUAUUUAGGUGGGUUAGGCGUGGCACUCUGCGCUUUUCAACUCUAAAACUUGGAUCAUUUUCUUUAGGCUCUAUUUUACCUUUAUAAACUGGAACCCCGACGACCUUUCGCAUUUGGAAGGACCUUGUUUUCUGAAGGUCGCCUUCUCCGUAGCUUUCACUUGCCAAGCCCGUGGCCCAGGGCAGUGUCAUUUCAUAAGCUUGAUGAUUUUGCAAAGGAGCAUACUCUGCGGCUGAGGGGGAUGUGGGGAGGGGCGUGUGAGAGGUCUUCGCUAAACAUUGGCUAAACAGAUUUACUUAGUAGCUUGUCUUUGCUUGAGUAGUCUGAUCCUCAGGGCAGAUCCCUAGUUUGCCUUUUCUUGGAGAAAUACAUAAUACCACCGUAAUUUAGGCCCGACUUCUUUAUUGGGAUCCCAUUGAGAUUUUUUCAUAAUCUGUGUUGUCUUCAAAAUUGUUUUUCUUUUAUGUUGGCAAGAUUUGGUGGGAUAGUACUUGUGUAUGUGGUUAUUCUCUGUUCCACUUGGGUUAACUUUGCCCUGCCAUUUUCAAGAAUGCAACCUUGGGAGUAUCUGAUGCCCUGGUCCUGGUGUUGGAUUCAUACCUGCUCGUAUCCUAUGUGAGAAGUUUUGAGGAUGGGAAAUAAAUGUGGGUUCAGGUGUUGAUUUGUUUCCACCAAGAUACUUGCUGUUCUGGAAAGGCACAUAUUUUGGGCCAUUCUUUGUCCCUUCUGCAGCUGGGGGAAGUGUAAAGGGUUGUAUUCUCCACUGCAAGGAGCAAUUCCUUGUUCUGCAUUGAUACUACCUACAUCCUAUUUUCCUCAACUCAGGUUAUGCAAGUCCCCAACUGUUCGAACAUUCCUGCUGGGUGCUCUGAGGCAGGCUGUGUGGUGCAUGGAUUUUUGCUUUUGUUUAGAGUAAAAGUGGAAAGGGCCUCGGAUAAUGCACCUGGCCAGGAAAUGGAUGGGGGUACAUGACUCAGAGUUCUGUGUUUAAUUGACUUAACCAUGUUUCUUUUGUAGCUCUUAGGCUGGCUAGUAGAUUGAAAAUCUAGAAGCUAGCAUCUGAGGUUCAGUCUCUGAAACUCCUUGGUCAAGAAGCUUACUUUGAGGGGGUUGAGAAAGCUGAAAAUUUGCCUGAAGUUGCUCAGGACCAACACCAAGGGACAGUGGGAGGCGGGGUGAAGUGUAUAACUACAUGUGGUUUUUAGAAUGCCUGGCUGGCUCUUCUUGAGGACAAAAUUUUGUGCAUUUUUUCCUUUUUGUAUACAACUGAUUAGCAGAAAUACACUGACUUCCCUAGAGAGUGAUGGUCAGCUGUUAUUUGUAGUUAUGCUGUUACGUAAAAGAGCUUCUGAUAUACUUUGAUGUAAGGGAUUGUGGGAAAGAUUUGAGCAUCAGGUCCUUCACUAAUGCCUUUCUAUCUCGGGUUGAAGGAAAGUGAGGUUCUUAAAGUUGGGAAUGUAGUAGAAGAGACUGGCUCUGGUUCUAUGAAUAACUUACUCAUUUCUUGGGCUGGGAAUGGGCAUUGGAUUGAGGCUGAGGCUCCAGCCUCCUGUUGACUGUCAGGUUUUUGAAAAGUACAGAAGCUUGGCACUGCACAGGACAACCAGUUCUGUUUUAUUUCUUGGGGAGAUAAAAUAGUUUGCCAUUGCAUUCUGUUCUGUUCUGUUUUUUUUUUUUUAACAUAGUUGCUUGGUUACCCCAGGCUUAGAUAUGAUUUGAUUUGUAGAGCAAAAGUCUCUAUAGCAACAGUGGAUUGUAACCACUGUCCACAGCUACAUUCUAUUGGGUGUUCAAAGAAGUACGAGAGUUGCUGACAGCCUUAGGAACCAUUUAGACUUAAGGGGAGGUCUGAAAGGCAAAAGAGGAAAAAAAAUUUACUUUGUUGUGGGUGGCCAUUCUUUCCUCCUACUAUACACAGCUCUGUAGUUUCAAGUUAGAGGUUUUUUACUUUUCUCUGGAUAGGAAAACCCAUUUUCUGGGUUCUCUUAACUUUGGUACUGAAGGAAUUGGGAGGCUACCAGACCAUUCAGAGAGUUCUAUAAAACAUUGCUUGCUGGUCCCUUUAACUACUGCGGAUUUCCUUCAGAGGUCACUGUUUCUUGAACUCUCUCUCCAGGGCAGGUGGGUUCCUGAAGAUUUCUAGAUCUCUGGUUUUUCUUUAUUGCUCUGAGAGUUAUGUUCCUGGGCAUCUUUUACAGGGCUAUAGGUCUGGGUUUGGCUGUUCACUGUGAUGUGGUUAGUUAGCCCUGAAUCGAUUGGGUCAGCUUCCCUCCUAUGUAAUUCACACUUGCCUCCAAUACCAGGUUUAGGAACUGCAUGAUAUAAAUAGGUCAUAAUUGUAUCUGAUGGCUGCUGCUGCUUUUUUAAAAAUCAGUUAUGUAGCUCAUCUGGGCCAUUAUUUGAAUUGUACACGUGAAAUCUCAAUUUAAAAAUUUCACACCUUUGUCUCAAUAAAACCCGGCUAAAUAUUAGGAUGAAGACAAUGGGACGUCCUGUUGCUCUUAUAAACCCAUUGAAGGUUUUUUAUUUUCCCUAACUAGGUGUUUUUCCCUAGCUUGCUUUAGUCAGGUUAGCCAGGAAUAUAAUGUGAACUAUUUCCCCCCUUCCUCUUAAUCUUCCUACAAGCUUGCUCUCUGUUUGCCAUUUCAUUGAAUUUCCAUGGGGUUUUGCCAUUCCCAGGGGGAUCAGCUCAGCCUCUGGUUUUAAAGAGAUCUCCCCCUCCCAGCAAUUUACCACUCCACUCAAAGGGGAGGUGAGAGAUCACAGGACAGUUACAGUGCCCUGUGGCCAGGCCAAACAAACACUUUUGCUUUUCAUAAUUGGUAGAUAAGUAAUCAGGUUCUGGCCAUGGGGUGUGAGGACUGAGAGUUGUAACAGUUCAUUUUGUUACUUUGUCAUCUCUGGCAGGCUCCAAAUUUGCAUGUACAAAUAGUGUUGUAUCUCUUGUGUUUUAUUAGAGAUGAAAGAUAAUAUUCUGUAGGGAAAUAAGCCUGUGGUUAUUCCUAGGAUUGAGCAGUAAUAAUUCCUUACCAUUAUAUAGUUAUUUUUACUUUAUAAGGUACUUUUAUUUUCUCAUUUGAAGUCAGUGAUAGCUGGAUCUAUAGUUCAGGUUUUUUAGCUCUUACCCAGCAUUCUUUGUGCUCUAUCUUAUUUCUGACUUCUGCCUGGUGAUUAUAUUUCAUUCUCAUUUAUAUGAGAGUUGGGUUGGUGGCAUUGCCUCACAUCCAGGAAAAUGACUUGCUCUAUAAGAGCAGCUAGAGAGGGCAUCUCAGUGUGAAAGUUUCCAGAAAUUAAAACACUUGUUUAGAGGCUAUUUAAAAGGAUUUAUCUUAAAGAAGGGAACCUUAGUAAUUUCAUCCAGAUAGUUCAUUUCCUAAACUGAGAAGUGAAAUGGGGUCCUUGUACUUAGACUGUAUCUUAAAGAAGCCACAGGUCCAGAUGGGGUUAAAUGCAUGGCCUUAUUUCCCACAAUCCUGAGCUUACUGUUUUUCAGAUCUUGCUUACACCAUUGUGGUUUACAUGUAAGUUUGGGCAUGAACAAGAAUUUCUUCUUCCCACCCCUCCCCCUCCUAAAAUUGUCUCAUUCUGUGUGGUAAAUGAGUAGGACUUAGAGGUCAACAUUCUAUUUAGAGCCUAUCCCACCACUGCUCAUUUAGGUCCUGAGUGAGGACCUCGGGUAAACUACUUAGCAGAGCUUUCUAGCUGCAGUAAUUGCAACUUCUCACCUUGAAGCUGAGAAACCAAAUCUGUCCUGAGAAAUGGCCUGUUCUGUGAAAGAAGUGCAAGCCGGUAAGGCAUACCUCUUUUGAAAGAGAACCAGUGGAGGAUGUAAUGUAGCCUGGGGGAGGGGAGGCUUGGGCCUGAACUCAAGUCAGGAGGCUCAGUUUCCAUUCCAGCAUCUCCCUUUCUAAGCUUAAAUUUCUAGUCAUAUGGCAGUCUUGCCUUCUACGUUGAAUUCUCAGGGAUAGACUGGUGUAGUGAUGAGGUGUGGAAGAGCUGGUAUUCUGUUCCUGGCUCUAACACAUCUUGAUUUGGGGCAAGCUGUAUAAAUUCUCUGAGUAUGUUUGCCUCUUGUAAAAUGAGGAUAAUGAUCCUCUGUUCUGCCUGUCUCAAAGGAUUGUUGUGAGGCUCCAAAGAGAUGCAGUGCGUGGAAGUGCUUUGGAAAAUUGGAAAAAAGUGGUAUGAUGAGAAAGGGAAGGUCAUAUUGGAGGAAUUUUGUGAACUUUGCCUUGCAGGCUAGUCCUUUUGCCUUAAUUGGAGCCUGGGCUGAGACAUGGGUCAUGCCAAGACAUGUCAUUUCCAGUGUUUUUAGAGUUAAGCCUCAAAGGUGAGCAGUAGUGUUUGGUGACCUUGGGUUAGAGAACACUGAAUAAUUGAUCCAGGAACCCUUUCUGCAUUUUGUCUGCUGGUUUAUGCUUACAGGAGCUGUGAAGAUUUCUGUUCUGUGUUGCAGUUCAUCUUAGCUCUUCCUUCUCUCACCAGGAAGUUGGGUGAGGUGACAGGGGGAAAGGGAAGAAUAGGGAGAAGGCCAUAGGCAAAGGUGACUGCUUGGGAUAGUCAGAAGCUUUGCUAAUAUGGGAGCCACAUUUUAUGACAUACUCCUGGAGAAGGAGGGUUUGGAGGCCUGGAGGAAGUUGACAACAGCUGGGUGCUGUUGUGUAUCCAAUUUGGGACCCAUUGGGUAGCAUGCCCUGCCCCCCUAAUUGCUAACCCUCUGUCUGCUGCUUUAUCAGACUACGCGUUUGUUCACAUGGAGAAGGAAGCAGAUGCCAAAGCCGCCAUCGCGCAGCUCAACGGCAAAGAAGUGAAGGGCAAGCGCAUCAACGUGGAACUCUCAACCAAGGGUCAGAAGAAGGGGCCUGGCCUGGCUAUCCAGUCUGGGGACAAGACCAAGAAACCAGGGGCUGGGGAUACGGCAUUCCCUGGAACUGGUGGCUUCUCUGCCACCUUCGACUACCAGCAGGCUUUUGGCAACAGCACUGGUGGCUUUGAUGGGCAAGCCCGUCAGCCCACACCACCUUUCUUUGGUCGCGACCGCAGCCCCCUGCGCCGUUCACCUCCCCGAGCCUCUUACGUGGCUCCUCUGACGGCCCAGCCAGCCACCUACCGGGCCCAGCCCUCAGUGUCUUUGGGAGCUGCCUACAGGGCACAGCCUUCUGCCUCUUUGGGUGUUGGCUAUCGGACUCAGCCCAUGACAGCCCAGGCGGCCUCUUACCGCGCUCAGCCCUCUGUCUCCCUUGGGGCCCCAUACAGGGGCCAGCUAGCUAGCCCUAGCUCCCAGUCUGCUGCAGCUUCCUCGCUUGGCCCAUAUGGUGGAGCCCAGCCUUCGGCCUCUGCCCUCUCCUAUGGAGGUCAGCCAGCUGCGGCUUCCUCGCUCAACUCCUAUGGGGCUCAAGGCUCCUCCCUUGCCUCCUACGGUAACCAGCCAUCUUCUUAUGGCGCACAGGCUGCCUCUUAUGGAGUUCGUGCGGCUGCCUCCUACAACACCCAGGGAGCAGCUUCCUCCCUAGGCUCCUAUGGGGCCCAGGCAGCCUCCUAUGGGGCCCAGUCUGCGGCCUCCUCACUAGCAUAUGGGGCCCAGGCAGCUUCUUACAAUGCCCAGCCCUCGGCUUCGUACAAUCCCCAGUCUGCCCCAUAUGCCGCACAGCAGGCUGCUUCCUACUCUUCCCAGCCUGCUACCUACGUGGCACAGCCAGCUACAGCUGCUGCCUAUGCCAACCAGCCAGCUGCCUAUGCUGCACAAGCUGCUACCCCAAUGGCUGGCUCCUAUGGUGCCCAGCCGGUUGUUCAGACCCAACUGAACAGUUAUGGGGCUCAAGCAUCAAUGGGCCUGUCAGGCUCCUAUGGGGCUCAGUCAGCUGCUGCAGCCACUGGCUCCUAUGGUGCUGCAGCUGCCUAUGGGGCCCAGCCUUCUGCCACCCUGGCAGCUCCUUACCGCACUCAGUCAGCCUCAUUGGCUGCUUCCUAUGCUGCCCAGCAGCAUCCCCAGGCUGCUGCCUCCUAUCGUGGCCAGCCGGGCAAUGCCUACGAUGGGGCAGGUCAGCCGUCUGCAGCCUACCUGUCCAUGUCCCAGGGGGCCGUUGCCAACGCCAACAGCACCCCGCCGCCCUAUGAGCGUACCCGCCUCUCCCCACCCCGGGCCAGCUACGACGAUCCCUACAAAAAGGCUGUCGCCAUGUCGAAAAGGUAUGGUUCCGACCGGCGUUUAGCCGAGCUCUCUGAUUACCGCCGUUUAUCAGAGUCGCAGCUUUCGUUCCGCCGCUCGCCGACAAAGUCCUCGCUGGAUUACCGUCGCCUGCCCGAUGCCCAUUCUGAUUACGCACGCUAUUCGGGCUCCUAUAAUGAUUACCUGCGGGCAGCUCAGAUGCACUCUGGCUACCAGCGCCGCAUGUAGGGCCAUCCUGGGAUGGGGCACCACAGGGAGGGGAGAGGAGAAGGUGGGGUAGGGUGCAGACCCUGGUUGUAACCACUGGCCCACACCUCUCCUGUUGGCGGUUUUUCAUUCCCUCUAACCAUGUGGGCCAUCCCCAGGAAAUGAUCCUUAUGAGUGUUCGGCAGUAACCUUUGUUCCUUCGCCUCAGCAGCAAAUCUUGCUACUGGCUCUAGAUCUGCGGUUUCCCCUCUCCCCUGCCUCCCAUCUCCCCAGGAUGGGAGUUUCUUUUAUGUUUUUUUUUUUCCUGGCUCCCUUUUAUUUUUGUGCGCGAUAUUUAAGGUCAUCUGGAUGGGGAAGCAACCUACAGCUGAGGUCGGCGGCGCCUUUUUCUUUUUAGAUGUGAGGGAGACCAGGAAAUGGUUAGCCUAACCAUUUCCUAUGCACCAAGCUGUGCCAGCAGCCCAGGGGACCCUGACUUUGUUCCUUUGUAGACUGUGUUGAUACUGAGUUCCUGUUGGGACAGUCGGUUGGUAUACGUCCAAAUCCCUACUGACCCCUGAUGUUCUAGCUAAUGCUGAGCAGCACAGUCCCAAUUCCCCAUCUCCCCAAGUAGGUGGUGUUAGAAAACCUUAAUUUUUUUUCCCUUUUGUAUGGACUACAAAUAAAACUUGGGGCAAUUUGCAGUUUGGAAACCUGGUUGUCAUUGUCUUGAUUGCAUUCAGUUUCAGAGGAGCCAGUUUGACAUCCAGGAAGACAUGACAGCUGAAGGGAAGGCAGCCAGGGAACCCACGGCAGAUGAGGAAAGGGGUUUGCAUGUGGGAAUUAGAAUGAUUUCCCUGCUGCCCAGAGGGAUUUAGCUCGUCAUUAUCCUGCUAGUCCGCCAUGUUUAGGCCUGGGAGAGUCCAGACCAAGUUGCUUGGAUUUCCUUGGCCCUCAAAUUGAAUUAAUCACAACAAAAUGCAGUGAAUUUAUUUCCCAUUUUCCUCUGCCUAUGCUUGACCAUUUUCCCUGACUUGUUUCCAGUUCAGAGACAACCUGUGCUCCAGCAGGAUGGUUCUGGGGUUUGGCUUCUCAAGUGAGAAGCAAGGAAUGGGCUGCUUUGGUGCUUAUGAGCUAGUGGAUCCUUCAGGCAGUGGGCUGGAGUGAGUGCUGGGGCUGGGACCCGGAAAAGAGCCAGUGGUGUGGGUGGUGAUGUGUGGUCUGCUACUGCCCUGUGGUUGGAGAAGGGCAGAAACGAUUGGAAGCAGGUCUGGGGGAUUCUGGCCAUAGACCUGAUAUUUCGCCUGUUGAACAUCAUGGAGUGUCCUUCUGUGUCCUGCCAACUUCUGCCAUCAUAGUCACCCGGGAAUCACUUUCCCUAUCUCUUCUUGUUAGGGUUGCCAGAUAUUUUUUCUUGCUGGGUUUGUAUUUGAAGGUGUAAAUACAGAUUCUGGGAAAGGGGUAAGGUGCAAGCAUAACUAAGUAGGGAUGUUGGAAUAAGGUUGAGGAAUCAAAGAUUGUUUUUAUGCUCCUAAUCUGGGACGGGGGGUUGAGAGGACCUGAGCAAAAAGUAUAUGACAGUUCCAGUCCAGGGCAAGAUGGAGGCUUAGGCUUGGGCUUGAUGAGUGAAUGGUAGAAGACUUGGGUGUCGUGAUAAGAAGAACUACUGAUGUUCCAUUGGGAAAGUGGGCUUUAGAGAUUGAAUUUGGGAGCCUGCUGGGGCAAGGCAAUUUUGGGGAGGGUGUGUGUCAAUCAGGUGGAGUUCAGGUGGGCAUUAUGCCUCCAGCUGGCUUCUUGUGAACUUGCCUGUUCAAAGUAGUUUACACCAGAUGUUCUCUUCCCUCUGCCCAGAGGGCAAAAGCAUAUGGUCUUCAUAACCAUGAGCUCUUACUUGUGGAUAUAAAUGUGUAUCUCUGGGUAUUGGGACCAUUGCUCUUUUCCUUGCUUUUCUUUCUGCUCACUGCUUUGCCUUCAGGUGCUUUGCUGCUGCUCUUUUUUUCGCAGGACUGGGAGGGGUUAGUUUGAUAGGUUCUUGUCAUUUCUCUGCAGUGAAUGUAGGAUGAUCUGAGGGCCAAGCUAAUAAGCUUAGCUCUGCUUAUUACUCCGGAAAAUGGUGGGUUGAUUGAUUGUAGGGUUGUGAUUGUGGCCUGUGUAUUUGUAAUACUUCUUUGUUAAUGUGGCUUUCUGUCUUCCUUUCUUUCCAGUGAGGGUUCUGCCGCUGUUCUAGUCCCUUUGUUCCCUGUGAAAAAUAGCUUACUGUGCUCUUGGGGCCGCACUGAUGUUCUUUACUGCAGCCUAGUUCUUCAGUGAGACCUGGCCUAGAUGAUCUCCCUAACUGCCCAUCAUCUCCAGGUCCUGAUGCCCUCUUGCUGCUUUAGCCCUCAGGCUUCUCGUUGUUUAAGCCAGAAAGGGCUACAAAGCUAAACCGUUUCAUCAUUUUCCUUUUGCUUGAAGAUUAUUUAAAAAUUCUCUCACCUCUUUUAUUUAAAUUAUGCUACCUGUGUUAAUCUUAUAGCCCACUACUCAUACUUUGCUUUUUGUGGAUUUCUGAUUUACAGGGUCCUGGAACUUGGAAACAUUUGGGUUGAAUGGAUGGGAGGACAGAUAUUUAAUGUGUGUUUUGGGAAAAUGGGUGGGGAAUGUGGGCUCCCAUUGUCUUUUAGAUCUUUGCACUUUUGCAUCUAUUACCUCUACAACUUGGCUUUCAUUGGAGAAGUUGUCCUGGUUUACUCUUCAAACAAGACCAUGUAGAGGCUUCUAUGCUAGCCUUGUCGCCUGCUCUCUCCUGAUGUUUGGACCUUACUUCGCAUUCUGUCUGGGGUAGGCCUGGGGACCCAGCCUUUGUACUGGAGGUAAUGGGACUGUCACUGAGUGAUUAGCCUCUGUGGGUAGGCUACCUUCUCGUCAUGCCGAAGUCCAUGCACAGACUGUUGGUCUCCAGUUAUUUUGUAGUGUCAAGUCAGUUGACCCAAAGCAACAUGAGGUGGCUGAAGUCAUAAUGAAACUACGUUUCUUAGAUUUACUAGUAUGCUAUAUAGUUGGAAUUUGGGUAAUAGAGAAGGUGAGAUGGGUAGCAGGUGGAGAAUUUAUGUUCACCCAAAUUCUAUGGGCACCUUUAAAAAGAUCAUGAAGGGUAGAAUAUAGAGUUGUCCAGAAAACUAAAAGUUCUUAAAGUGAUUUCAAGUCCAGUUCUAAAUUAUUUGAAAUAGUGUGUCUGUAAACACAGAUUCCACUGUAUCUGGAAAUACAGUGUUCAUGUAGCUAAGCCCUUGGGUUGACCUUAAAUUUAUAGCCUGGGAGGCAGGACCUUCCUCAACAAACCAAUUAAAGUUAAUAAGCAUUGCUAGGGAAGUGGCAGGUCAGGAAGGAGAGGAUGGAGCAGUGCCAGUAGUUAGAGCACACUUUCUGGAGUCAGGAUUUAUUUAAUUGUAAAACUGGGCAUAGAGAGAAUUUCUGACAGUGACUAAGGGUGUUGUCUCUAAAGUCAGGUUUCCUGAGUUUGAAUCUUGGUUCUACCACUUAGCUGUGUGAUUCUGUAUAUAUCAGGGACUCUGCCUCAGUUUUUCCUCUAUAAAACCAGGGGAUAAUAGCUAACAAAUAUUGAACAUGUAAGCACUGUUAAAAGUGCUUUUCAUAUAUUUAUUUCAUUUAGUCUUCAUCGAGACCCACAUGCAUUAGGUAUUUCUAAACCUAUUUUACAAAUGGGGAAGUUGAUGUUUUACGUUAAGUAACUUUUAUUAAGAGCACAUGGCUGGAAUGCAGCAGGUCAAGAAACUGAACCAGCCAUUUUGAACUGCCCAGGACUUUGCUUGUAAUCUUGGUAAUAUUGUUGGAAGGAUUGAAUGAGAACAUUGGCAAAUGUAGGGCUUCAUUUGUAGUCACUGCUCAUUAUAUGCUGGCCGUCUCGUAGAAGUGAGGACGUUCUGGGGCAGUUGAGAUGGCCUAGUGGAGCACACAGCUGAGCAAAGGACUUUGGAUGUAGGAGUGAGGGUCUCACUUAAAAGUAACAGUGAAGGUAGUGGAGGUUUAUAAUGAGGGGUACUUAGAAUUGACUUAAGGUGCUGGACCACACUGAUUCUGGUCACCUUCAGUCUUGGAACCCUAUCAUUGUCCUGGGUCAGAUUCUUCUAGGUAUAGAGAAGAAAGAUAAGGGGUAGGAGACCUGUGAAGAAGACAUUAAGGGAAGGCUAAGAGGGUAUAGCUGGCUGUGAAAUUGGAAGCCAGGAAGCUUGCUUGAUUGGCCUAGUGGCUCCCUCUGAACAUCCUUGGAGAAUCCUGGUUUUUAAUUUGAGCUGUUACUAGACCAGUAACUCAUUUGUGGACCAGGGGCCAGAGUUACUGGUUAGGUAUAUAAAUUAUAUAUAUUCAACCCCAAGGGUGUGAAAGUAAUAAAGAUUGCUGCUUAUCCACAUUUGAGGCUUCACUGUAAACAGUUUCUCCUCUAAAUUUGGAUUUGCCUCUCAUUUCCCUUUUGAGUCCAGGCUUUUACAUCUCUUCAAGAUCUGCAGCCAGAAUAUAUUUAUGCGUGUCUCUGACAGUACAUCAGCUUUCUAGAUGACUGUGGACAAGUUACUUUACUUUUAGGGGGUUGGUAAUCUGAUCAGCAAAUUAAGAGUCACCAGUAUGGCAUCUACAGUGUUCCAGACCAGGUGCUUUUAAAAUAUCUCAUUCAAUCCCAUUCUCUGUAGUUGAGGUGGUAAAGUAGAGGAUUUGGACCAGAUGUGCUUAAUUGGAAGACUUUUAAUGGCGUCUGAGGGGAGCAGACAUUAAGCUUUAGUACUCUGUAAAAUAGUUGGGUAAAUGAACAUCAGCAUUGGAAACAUUGAACUGCAAAUCUUCCUACUAAAGCUUCAUUAUGAAGCAUUUUUCAAGCUGGUAAUCCUGGCAGUCAAAAGCUGGAGCAUAGGUAACCCCUGGAUUUGGGGCACCUGCAUUUCUGGUUGAGGGAAACUGGAAAGUAUACCAGGUGCCAACAAGUACUAGGUGUUCAUGUUCUUAAGUUGAUACUGACGGAAAAUCCAAAGUCAUUUCAAAGUCUUUUCUUUUAGUUACCAAGAAGUUAAUUCAUGCAGUAAUUCACCCAUUUGUUAACUUACUCAAAUAUUUUAGUCCCUGCCAUGUGCCAUGUGCAGUUCUAACACUGAGGAUGUAGUAGGGAACAAUAAAAAGUCUCUGUCCUUGUAGGAGAAGUAUUUACUUGGGGCAGGGGUGGGAGGAAGGUAGAAAAUGAAUAAAUAGAAUUUCAAGUGGUAAGUAUUUGGAAAAAUAACAUGGAGCCAUAGGAUAGAGUUCCAAGUAGGGUUGGAGUUGGAGGACAUCUUCAGAUGGGGUGGCCCUCAAAAGACCUGGAGAGAGAACAUUCCAGUCUGAGCUUGGGACAAAAAGAUCCGUGUGCUGGAGCAUGGGUGGGGGGGUAGGAAGGUUUGUUAAAAAGAUUGUUUCUGGUAAGAAACAGAUUGGGUAGAGUGAAUUUGAUAUUUUCCCAUUUGCAAUUAGUUUUUAAAAGCAGGGAGAUGAUUAAAUGUGGUUUACUCAGUUGGAUGAGCUUACAAAAAUAAAACAACACCUCGAGUAGAGGGCUUUCAGAAGGUAAAUCAAAUAGAUUGUGUGUGUGUGCGUGCGCGCGCACUUCAACGUGUCUUGAAUUCUGAUCCUGAGAAGAUAGAAUAUUCCCAGUCUCUUCUCUUUGGACUUGGAGAGAUUCCUAGUUUGAUAGGGUGAGUUGAUUUUAUAUGCUGUGGUAUUUUUGGAAGAAAGUUUAUCUCAAGAGCUAUUGGGACGCAAAUUCGGAAGAUUAAACUGAAAGAAGCUGAGAAUUUCUAUGCCAGAUGAGUUUCCCUGUGCAGAUUGAGUUGGGACCACCUACCUCCUUAUGCUGGCCCUCUCAAAAGAGCACACAUACAGUUGACUAACAUGGAAUUGCUUUUCUUCAUCACUGAUUCUAUGGGUCUUUACUUGUAUCAGCAUCAGUUUCCACAAUGAAAAUGGACCAAGAUUAGCAACCACCACAUAUGUAAAUGUUGUAUUUUGACAUUUUUAGGUCCUUACCUUUUCCCACCCUAAGAAUAAGUCUUGACCAGUUUUCCAUCAUGAGAUUUUUGAGUCAUGUCAGGUUUUAAAAUCCAUUUCCAUAACUUUGACUUCACUUUCUUUAUGACCCCCACUCCUUUUUGGGGGCUGCUUUGGACUGUAGUAUGUUCUACUGUCAUCUGCACUCCUUUCCUUACAAUUCACUGCUUUUAUCAUAUUUUUAGUUCGAGUUUUAAGUUCUUCUAUCCAGCAUUGCCCAUCCCACCUUAACUCCGUUUUCAAAAGUUGCCUUGUAAAGGGUCAUUGCUUUCGCAAUGAAUGUGGGAUUCUGAAGAAGACAGGAUGCGAAAGAAAAUGUGAUGGGGGAGCCGGACCCUCUUCGAGAAUGCCAUUUUGAUUGAAUUUUUGUUGUAUAGCUGGUUGUGAUUAGGCUCUUCCCUCCAAGGUCGGUUCUGGGAAUUUAAACCUAAAGCUCUGGCUGAUGGCGCCCAAUAAAAUAAAACACAAAA
This is a messenger RNA of Manis javanica (Malayan pangolin), 13406 nucleotides long. Lineage: Eukaryota; Metazoa; Chordata; Mammalia; Pholidota; Manidae. The record is from RefSeq and is a predicted model, not a curated record.